Amphiprion ocellaris (clown anemonefish) is the source of this 2394-nucleotide messenger RNA. RefSeq names its product zona pellucida-like domain containing 1a (gene zpld1a). Bases 248 to 1489 code for a protein of 413 amino acids. NCBI's taxonomy places the organism in Eukaryota, Metazoa, Chordata, Actinopteri, Pomacentridae. The record is from RefSeq and is a predicted model, not a curated record. The transcript has 12 exons. Gene Ontology annotation, cellular component: cell surface.
UCUCCCCCCCACCCUCAUGCGGCGUCAAACCAUUUGUGAGCAGUGACAGAGCCAGAUUGGGCCGAAAGGAUAUGAGUGGGAAACUUUAAAACCUGCUCAUGUUUCUACAGAGGAUCCCUUUUUCCCCCCUGCGCCCGACUCCUGUUUCUAGUAGUCAGGUAGGGAUGCUGUGCGGACCAUUCCAUCGUCUGUCCCAGGCUUAUGGAGAACCGCUGACUUGCUGGCUUCCAGGUACCAGGGUGCUGAAAUGGAACAUAUAUUAUUGAUUCUUUUACUGUUUAGUAAAACCUUUUCAGCUGAAGCUCAGUUCAAUGGAUACAACUGUGAUGCCAACUUUCACAGCCGCUUCCCUGCGGAGAGGGAUAUCAGUGUGUAUUGUGGGGUUCAGACAAUCACCCUCAAGAUCAACUUCUGCCCUGUACUCUUCUCUGGCUACACUGACUCAGACCUGGCCCUCAAUGGUCGCCAUGGAGACGCCCACUGCAGAGGAUUCAUUAAUAACAACACCUUUCCCACCGUUGUAAUCUUUAGUAUCAGCCUGGCAACGCUGGAGUCCUGUGGUAAUUCCCUGGUGGUGUCCAUGGCUCAAGGACCCAAUGCUUACGGGAACCUGUCCCUGGUACAAAUUGGAAACAUAUCGGGGUAUAUCGACACACCAGACCCCCCAGCUAUCAUCAGCUAUCUGCCAGGUCUGCUGUACAAGUUCAGCUGCAGUUACCCCCUGGAAUACCUGGUCAACAACACACAGCUGGCCUCGUCAGCUGCUGCAAUCUCAGUGAAGGAAAGCAAUGGUACUUUCAUCAGCACACUGAAUCUACUGCUUUACAAUGACUCAUCCUACAUUCAGCAGCUGUCCAUCCCCAUGGCAGGACUGACCUUGAAGACACGAGUUUUUGCAGCUGUAAGAGCCAGCAACCUGGAUAAAAGAUGGAAUGUUCUAAUGGACUACUGUUACACCACACCAUCUGGAAACCCUAAUGAUGACCUCCGCUAUGAUCUUUUCUUUAGCUGUGAAAAAGACCCUCAGACCACUGUCUUUGAAAAUGGAAAGAGCCAAAUGGGCCGCUUUGCCUUUGAAGUAUUCCGCUUUGUAAAGCACAAGAACCAGAAGAUGUCCACUGUCUUCCUGCACUGUGUCACCAAGCUGUGUCGAUCUGAUGACUGUCCAAUGCUCAUGCCAAUCUGUGGCAGCAGGAAAAAGAGAGAUGUCACAGAAGAAAAGGAAUCAAAUGCUGCAUCUGGAAAUGCUGUCUUGACUGCUGGGCCUAUCAUCACUCGGAGUGAUGAGACAUCAACCAACAACUCUCAGCUGGCAAAUAUGAAAACUCCAGUGUUCCAGAUGAACACAGUGACGAGCGCGCUCAUCUCAGGCGUGAUCAUUCUGGGCGUCAUGAGCGUUUGCUUCUUUAUCUUCUCCGUCACCCUCCUCAAAGGGAAGAGUGCUCCUGUUAGCGUCCUGUCUGGAGUCCGCAAUCCAGCGUUCAACUGAGCGCCUGAACCCAGCUCACUGCAGAAACUCCUCCACAGCUCACAAUGCUAAGGCGUGAGAGUGAAAAACAGAUGCAACGUGAUAUUUGUGCAUGUAGUCAUUUUACAGGAGAAAAAAGUAUUGAUUUAGUUGACUAUUACCAGGUCUGUACAAUGUGCAUUAGUGUAGAAGUAAAGCAGGAUUUUUUAUAUGUUGUUCUGUGCUUUGUGUUUUAACCACAUGGAAGGCCAAGCCUCAGCCUGCAUGUGAUUAUUUGCCAUGCAGCUUUAACCCACAUAGCGGGGACACUCAUAACUUAAUUCAAUACCUCAGCUAUACAGCUUUCAUUGCAGGGUACAGGAUAAAUAAUGAGUCUUACAGUACAUUGUAAUAGUGUAUGAUUUUCUGGCAAAACUCACAGUUGCUGUUUAGAAGCUGAAAUAUAGGAACACUUCAUUAAAACUAUAACUUGAGACAAUGAAAAAAACUCUAGUGUAUAAAAUUCAAGGUAAUUCCUUUGACUUAGUUAUUAAACGAGCUAAAUGCUCAGUAUUAAGCAUAAAGCUUUUAAAGUUUUCUUGAAAUAAAUUGAAAAUGUAAAGGUACAUGAUAUAAUAUUUGGAAUAAAUGCUAAAUUUAUUAAUAUUGCUAAAUAUUAGAGAACUAGUCUUAUUAAUAAACAUCUGAUAGGUCUAUUCUGCCUAAAUAUGUACUUCACUCACUCUGCAAAGAUUUUUUGCAAUGUGGUAGAAAUAAACUUGUUUGUUCAAUUUCAUUUGUACAAGUACCUGUUGUAAUUGUGUGUAACGUUCCCGAAAUGUAUUCUUAAAAUUCCAUUGAUGAUUCCUGAAAUGUUCCAACUGUGUACAAUUGUGCAUGUUGCAAAUAUUGCACUUUGAUUUGUGAUUAAAACUGGUCCAUUGUCA